Nicotiana attenuata is the source of this 2481-nucleotide messenger RNA. Its product is annotated as RNA polymerase I-specific transcription initiation factor RRN3-like. The record is from RefSeq and is a predicted model, not a curated record. Gene Ontology annotation, biological process: transcription initiation at RNA polymerase I promoter. Lineage: Eukaryota; Viridiplantae; Streptophyta; Magnoliopsida; Solanales; Solanaceae. Gene Ontology annotation, molecular function: RNA polymerase I general transcription initiation factor activity; RNA polymerase I core binding. The transcript is spliced from 16 exons. Gene Ontology annotation, cellular component: nucleus. The coding region runs from base 141 to 2039 and encodes 632 amino acids.
UCCUUCAGCCCUCUACUACCUGGCGCCACUUUUGCUUCUCUAGCUCCUCCAUCUCCUCCGACGCCGAAUUCCUCAUUUUUCUCCUUCUCCGGCGGAAUCGAAGUAGGAAAUUUCGGCAAUAUUCAGCAGUAUCAAACAUAAUGGGGAUGGUAUUACCAGCUGAGCAGGCAGGCUAUGCUGAGAUGGAGAAUGUUGAGAUUACGGAUACAGAGUUGUUCUAUCAUGUUAGAGGUGCCCUUAAAUCUGCUCUCCAGGGUGAUCCGGAUAAAUAUAACCAGCUUGUUGGGGUUAUGCACUGUAAGGAACGCCUUGUACCCGAGGAGGUUGCCCUACUGGUGACAUGUUUAAAAGCUUUGUCAGGAUCAGUUUCUUGUCUAGACAUUGUUCAUCAUCAAAGUCUUCUUUCAUCUAUUUUAGGAAUGAGCAUGUGGAACUAUGGGACUGAUGUAAUGGAUGCUUUGAUGGAAUUACUUAUAUCCUUGGCUACAUCCGGUGGGCAGUAUGUCGAUUUGUGCUUGGAAAUGCUUGUGAACAAUUUUGUGCCGCCUCCUUCAUUCAUAUCAUUGUUGAAUCAGCCACGUGGCAUUCUACGAAAGGGCCAAGUCAUUGAUCGUGUCCAUUCAACUUUAGUAGACAUUGCAGAGUUAGUUCCUCUCUCCCCCUUGAGACUUGAGAAGAUAGUAAAGGAGAAGAUGCAGAGGAUGCCAAUCAAUUACACAAAGGAACCAUUCAUCAUGGCAUAUGUGGAGAACAUGUUAAAACUGGAGGGUGGAGCAAUUGGUGGUCUUGUUGGAAGAACCAUGCUUGUGGCAAUUAUGGAUUGGCUGAUAGAUUUGGAUGUAGACAUCGCAUGGGAUGAAAUCUUAAAUGAGGAUUUCACCAAAUGCAUCUUCGAUAUGGAGCUGGAAGAUCUGGAUGGUCUAGUAGAUGAUGGUCAGCAAGAUGGUGACCAGCUCCGAAUUUCUUGGAUGGAACGGCUUGGAAAUGCCAGUGCUCAAAAAUUGGAUAGCUUGAUGGUGCUUACCUUUGAACACCUUAACUUUUGCCAAGAGAGUGGACGCCUGAGUCAGGUUUUUGAGACUCUUCUCCAGUCUUUUCAGCAUACUGUUUUGAUGGCAUACAACAUGCGUAAUAUCAUCUCUGACACUUGGGCUAGUCUUUCAUUUAGUUUUGUGAUGUUUUAUGCCUGUACGCUGGAUCCUGAAAACUGUGGCAUGAGAUUUGCUGAUACACUAUUUGAUAUAUUUAAGAGCAGUAUCUAUCCACAAUGGAGAAUGAGUGCUGUUGCCUAUCUUGCCAGUUAUUUGGCUCGUGCAAAGUUUUUGUCUAUCUCAUCUGUUGCUGAAUAUGUAGAAAGUUUGGUUGAAUGGUGUUCCACUUAUUGCUCCAACCAGAGUGGUGGUAUCAAUCCAAAAGCUCACAAGGAAUUCUAUGUUGGGUACCAGGCCAUGAUGUACAUACUUUGUUUUCGCAUGAGAUCAAUGCUUGCUAUUCCUCGUAUCAGGUCACGGCUCUCAAAGCACAUAGAGGAUAUCCUGAGGCAUCCAUUGAGCCCAUUAAUGGUAUGCUUGCCAUCAGUAGUGAAAGAAUUUCUUCGGUUGGCAAAAGUAACUAAUCUUGAUGUGCCUGAUAACUUUGUAUCAAGUGGUCUGCUCGAGUCCGAUCUUUCAAUCUCUUUUGGUGGUAGAGAGAGGCUUGACAUGUUUUUCCCAUUUGAUCCUUGUCUGCUAUUGAGAUCUGACAGAUUCAUCCGGCCAAAUUUUGUGUACUGGUCAAUGGUUCGGAGCUCAUAUGACAACGAUGAUGAUGAUGAUGAUGAGGGUACUAGUGAUGAAGACGAUAUUGAAAUCUGUACUGCAGGGAAGGGGAUGAAUAUAGGUGACGGAGUCGCCCGAAGUUAUGAUCAGGAUCUCGAUGAAUUUGAUCAUGAAAUGAGCAAAAUGUCCAUAACACCUAAAGUUGCUCAAUGGUUUGGAGGUGAAUUACGACCUGACAUGCAGAUGCCUUCACGAAUCAGACCAUGUCCGGAGUCCUUAUAGAGAUUAAUCUGCAUGUUUGAUUGUCAUGAAAGAGGAAAUGCUUGCCCUUGCAUGACAAGAGUCGGACCAUGCCAUUAAGAGUUGGAAAUGCUUGUCCUCGACCGUGGUUGGCCAUGAGCAACACGUGAAGAUAAUGCAAUAUUUCGUUGGACUCGGAUUCGUCAGGCCUCCACUCCUGCCUGCUUAACAUCCCAUGAAAUGUUAGAGGUCAAUUUUUGUAUUUAUAGCAAAAGCUAUUUGUUAUAUGUAGCAAUAGUCGUUCCCAUUAUCGGUACUAAUGGUGAAAAUAGAUAAAAUUCUCUUGUAUUUUCUUGUGGGUGUUAAUACAUUACGCCCAAUAUAAGAGUGUGUCUAUAUUUGGAAAUGUAAUGCUCCAGAUGAAGAUUGCAAAACAACUAUAUUUUCUCUAAUCUCACUUUAUUAGUAUAUAAAUGUUAUUUAA